ACUUGGUACACCCGGAAGUGACGUGUUACCGUUCCAAGGAAACAGCUUCUAAUGGCUUGAUUUCUCUGGCUGCAAUGUAGCGAUAUGGGAAUGGAGGUUCCAUGUACCAACUGGUGAAAUGAUUUGACCCUUUUAGGAUGGGAAUGUUUUGGAGGUUACAAUGCACUUAAUGUCAGAGAUUGUACGAUAGUCACUUUAUUUAAAUAUAUUUUAAGUCCUUUAUUCUCAAAAGUCCUUUUUGGAACGAAAAGUUCUGCCUCAAAAACUGUUUUGCUUGGUAACCCCUAGAUUAGACAAACUGAAUCCCUAAUAAUUCACAGCCCAGUUUUUACUACGAGUCCCAGCAGUUUGCUGACACACAUAGAGACAGCCUUAGCAGUCAGUGUAUAUUCCCUGGGUUGACCUGCCCCGCCUGAUAGUCUACUGCACAAAUCACCCUCCACUGCGACUAACAAAUGGAAUUCUUGUUACUUUCCACGGGUGGAUUCCUGACAGUUCCAUUUGUUCUGCGCAGAAUGUCGGGGAUUGAAUCUGUUUGUUGCAGGUGAAUAGAGCCCGUGCACAAUCCUGUUGGCAGUAGGAGUGAUCAAUUUAUUGCAGGGAGGAAUACACUGACUGGGGUCACCAUGAAGGCUCGCUGGAGGAAUUCCUUGGGAGCUCUGCUGGGGGUGUUCGCACUUGGGGUGGCAGUGUUAGUGGCGUUGCUGCUAAUCAGGACGUACACCCUGGCAGAAAUCAAGAGAGUCCGGCUUGGAAAAGGGGCCCCGGCUGCUGAGCUGAGCCAGGGGGAAAGAGAACAGCUCAUAGAGGCACUGAAAGGUGCAAUUCGCAUCCCCACUGUAUCGUUCUCAGAAACAGAACAAAACACCACAGCCUUGGCAGAGUUUGGACAAUAUAUUCGCAAAGUCUUCCCUCUUGUCUUCUCUUCCAGUUUAAUCCAACAUGAAGUUGUGGGUGGUUACAGUCACCUUUUUAGUGUUCGAGGCUCAGACAGCAAUUUACAGCCAUACAUGCUUCUCGCUCACUUUGAUGUGGUUCCAGCAACCCCCGAAGGCUGGGAGGUGCCACCAUUCUCUGGUGAGGAGCUUAAUGGAUACAUCUAUGGAAGAGGAACUAUUGAUGAUAAAAACUGUGUGAUUGGGAUUCUACAGGCUCUUGAAUUUCUCCUGAAGAGGGGCUACAAACCACGUCGCUCCUUCUACAUUGGAUUUGGACAUGAUGAAGAGAUUUCAGGCAAUUACGGAGCCAUGAAGAUUGUGGAGACAUUACAAUCCCAAGGAAUAAAGUUGUUAUUUCUAUUGGAUGAAGGUUUGGCUGUUCUAGAUGGUGUAAUCCAAGGCACAAGAAGACCCAUUGCUCUGAUUGGUACCACAGAGAAAGGUCAUAUUACCUUGAAUUUGUCAGUGGAAAAACCUCCUGGUCAUUCUUCAAUGCCACCUCGUGAAACCAGCAUUGGGAUCCUUUCUGCAGCUGUGUCCAGACUGGAGAAGAAUCCAAUGCCGAACCUGUUUGGCGAGGGUCCUGAAAGAUCUACGUUUGAAGAUCUAGCAGGGGAGUUUGUUUUCCCCCUCAACAUCGUGAUGGCAAAUCUGUGGCUUUUCUCACCCAUCGUUAGCAGAAUUCUGGAACAAACUCCGUCUAGUAAUGCCCUUGUUCGAACAACUACGGCUCUCACUAUAUUCAAUGCAGGAAUUAAGUCAAAUGUGAUCCCACCAACUGCCAGAGCUACUGUCAACUUCCGGCUGCACCCUGCACAUACCGUGGAGGAGGUGUUGAACAUUGUAAGAAAUACCAUCAUGGAUGAGCAAGUGGUCCUUUCAGUUGUCAGCGCAUUUGAUCCACUUCCAGUUAGUCCCUAUGAUGUGGAAAACUUUGGGUUCCAAACACUGAAACACACCAUCUAUGAUGUGUUCUCAGGAGCACCAGUAGGUCCAGGUGUGUGUGUUGGGAAUACAGACAGCCGCCACUUUGUAAACCUCACUGACAGCAUCUACCGGUUCAGUCCCAUAGUCAUGAAACCAGAAGAUUUAAGCAGGUUUCAUGGUCUGAAUGAACGGAUAUCAAAAGAAGGGUUUGAAGCUGUUGUACAGUUUUAUUACCAGCUGAUUCAAAAUUCAGACUCUGAGAAAGUGCCCGGACCUCAUCAUAUACCAGAAGAAUUAUAGUCAGAAAUGGAGGGACUUGAAUAACGUUAUGGAAAUGUAGAUUUCCAAAUUGCCUUUACACUGUGCAGCAUUUUAUCUGUAUACUGACAGCAGUCAUAGUAGGUAAUUGUAUGCACUGACUGUAAUGUUGGUUGUUAAUACUGACCUGACCUGACCUGGUGCCUAAAUAAAUCAAUUUUCCCUGUUAGGUACGUGUAGUUGUAGUUACACUAUAUGGACAAAAGUAUUGGGACACCUGACCAUUACACCAAAAGGGACUUUUACAUAGAUAUUAAUAUGUUGUUGAUCCUUUUUUCAGCUAUAACAUCUUCUACUCAAAACGAAGGCUCAAACCUGACUGCUACAUAUAUACCCCCUAUAUAUAGCUCCACCUGGCAUUACAGUAACAAUAGAUGCUUGUUAGCCAGUAAAAGAGUCUGAAAGUACUCCAGUUAUUACUGCCCUUCCCAUCUCUACCUAUAUUCUACUUAACAGACUGUUUCAAAUCUACCAUAUAGAACUAAACUAUUAAAUAACUAUUUAUGUGACAUUGCCAGUUUGUUAGAUUUUUCUGGAUUUCUGAACUUGGCUUGUCUUGAUUACUCUUUGUUAGCUGCUUUACUGACUUAUUGGCUUGUUUUGCCGACUAUUCUGACUUCUGGAUUCCCCUGACUGUAACCUGUUCCUGUCUACAUUAAGCCCAGCCAUUAUAAAGUGACUACACCAAACAACUCAAAAUAAUACAUUUAAUGUACUUGUUAAAUGCUAUGCCAUCAUGGGGAUAAUUUUCUUUCUUAGGGUGUCAAGUUUUCUCAAAGGCGACAUAAGAGCAGAAAAUCACUUUGUUAAAUUUACUAAUUGACAAGGGCAUCUAAUAUAUUUGGCUCUGUGACUUACCAAAUUUUUUAUUUAAUUUUUUAAAACUGUUACGUGGUGGUGCUCCGAUAUGAUGUAUAAUAAUACCUACUGAGGCUUUAUUGAACUAACUAACUGAACCAACUAUAUUUGGAUUAUGACAUUUUUGUGAAAAUUUAGUUUGUGUGUGAAAAAGCACUAAUAAAAAUCUAACCACUAAAUGGGAUCUGUAUUUGUGAUAAAGUGGCUAGUCCAAACACCUCAAAAUAUGCCAUUUAGAAUACUCUGGGUUGCCUACUUUUGAAAAUGGUAUGCCAUAAUGGUUGAAAUGUUAUUACACAACUGCCAUACUCUCUCAAAGGUGGCAUAGGCCGAGAAAAUCACUUUGUCAAAUUUCUAGGUAUGAAGACUGAAAUGUGCAAACUCUUUAUUUGACCCUGUAACUUACCAAAAUCCCAUACAACCUGUACAUGAGGGGUACUGUUGUAAUUGUGCAACAUCGCUGAACACAAAUACUAGUGUUUUAGAGCAGUAAAAUGUAUGCCGAUGAUAUCAUCAGAGAAAGUGCAGUUUUUGUGUGUAAAAUGCAAAAAAACCAAAUAUGAACACUAACUUUGGCCAAGAUUUGUGACUAAGUGGCUGCUGAAAAAUAAAAAUU
Messenger RNA from Pelobates fuscus (common spadefoot toad), 3657 nucleotides. RefSeq names its product N-fatty-acyl-amino acid synthase/hydrolase PM20D1-like. The transcript has 13 exons. Gene Ontology annotation, molecular function: hydrolase activity, acting on carbon-nitrogen (but not peptide) bonds, in linear amides. Lineage: Eukaryota; Metazoa; Chordata; Amphibia; Anura; Pelobatidae. Gene Ontology annotation, biological process: amino acid metabolic process. The record is from RefSeq and is a predicted model, not a curated record. Bases 627 to 2165 code for a protein of 512 amino acids.